Colletotrichum chrysophilum is the source of this 1401-nucleotide messenger RNA. RefSeq lists its product as uncharacterized. Gene Ontology annotation, molecular function: protein binding. Lineage: Eukaryota; Fungi; Ascomycota; Sordariomycetes; Glomerellales; Glomerellaceae. The record is from RefSeq and is a predicted model, not a curated record. The transcript is spliced from 3 exons. Bases 1 to 1401 code for a protein of 466 amino acids.
AUGACGCUCGAUUACGCAUGGAGGAGUCGAACGGAGAGCUGGGCCUGCGGCUCUUGGGGUUACAUACUGCAGCCCUCCAUCAAGACCUCCGGUGGUGGGUGCCGAAGGACUUGCUUCGCAUCUUUGAAGUUCAAGAAUGCGACCAACAUCAAGAGCCUCAAGAGCCUGAAGAACGCCGAUACCAUCAAGAUGAUAAUCAAGAACAAAUUUUCGAAAUGGAAACCCACAGAGUCAUUGGGUAUGGUCAGCAGAAAUCGGAAAGAUUUGCCCGAGGACAUCACAGACGAUGAUGACGACGAAAUUGCCAAGGAUGUUGGGACAAAUACCGUUCUUGCAACAGAGUCAUUAUCUUCUAUGCCGAUGCUUUUUGCCCAGCACAUCUUUUCAGCAUUCAUGUAUGCUGUAACAGGCAUGAACAAGAAAACGACACUCUUCCAAGAUACUGCCGACGUACAACCCAACACUAGUGGCGACAGCACUUGGACAUCCUUCACGCUCCGGAACGCAACUCUAUCUGCAAUGAUUUCGGAAAUCGAAAGCUCUGGUUUUGGAAACCUUGCAGAUAUCUAUUUCAGCGUCAUACCGCCGCUGAGUGAAAAACACAGACUUCCCCAGGCCGAUGAUACGAUUAUUGCAAUGGCAAGAGAGAAAGCCGAGCAGCAUGAGCAACUGCAACAUUGGGAGGAGGCUACUAAGAUAUAUCUGUGGCUUUUCCGAACAGCAAACACCUUCAAAGAACGAGGCAUGCUCACCAAGGCCACUGCCGUUUUGAUGGAGUAUCUGAGACAAGUUUCCUCCACUAUUGAUCUGAGUGAAGGAGAAAGUGGUUAUAUUCUUGAGCCUCUGAAGGAGGCCAAGAGAACUAUCGAGAAAGAGCUGAACAAGUCUGCUGACCAUCAGGUUCUGAUGAGUCUCAUGGCUCUAUAUGCAAGACAGGGCCGCGAAUGGAAAUGCGCUACAUUUUGCGAACAGGACGCCCAAACCAGUUGCGACGAGAACGACGAACGACUGGACGAAUUCAACUUCACGUAUCUGCAUAAGAAAGCUUGUGGAGACGGUUUCGACUUAAUCUACACUCAGCGCUCAGAUUUGAAUGCGAAAGACAUCCUCCGUUGGAUGCCCCUUCAUUAUGCUGCCAGAGCUCGCUCCUGGUAUGCGGUUUACGAGUUUCUUGAUCGGGGCGCUGAUGUCAGCUCCGUUGACCUCAAUGGAUAUACACCAUUGCAUUACGCCUGUCAAUUCAGCAUGGAAAUGGAUAAGGAUGCUGAUAACAGGGAAAUGGUAAUUAAAUACCUCAUCCGUGAAGACACCGACGUCAACUUUCAGGGCAGAGAUGAAAUGACGCCACUACACUAUGCAUCGAUGGAGGGCAACGAGGGCAUACACGCAAGGGGGGUUUAA